AGUUUAAUAGAUUUUUAUGGAUUUUAAAAGUCUGGGUGUAUUCGUUCCAGACUUUUAAAAGUCUGCAGAAAUCUGGGUGUAUUCGUUUAAGACUUUUAAAAGUCCAUAUAAAUCUGGGUGUAUUCGUUUGAGACUUUUUAAAAUCCAUACAAAUCUAGGUGUAUUUGUUAUUCCAUUGACUUAAAAUCCGGAAUGACUUUCAUGGAUUUCAUCCAAAAAAUACACACGACGAAAUCCGGCCAAAAACCACGAGAAUUGAAAUCCAUGAAAUUUUAAGCGAGCGCUGAGUUCCAGCGCCCGCGGCCAAGAAGCCAGCGAGCGCCGGAACUCAGCAUCCGUUGAGAAAGUCCAGCGCUCGUUGGGUUUGAGCGGGCGCUGGGUUCCCAGCGGCCGCUGGGUUGCCGCGGUCGCUGGGCCCAGCGCAUAAACUAAUAAUGCCAGUAACCAGGUAUUCAUUGCAAAAUAGUCCAGCGAGCGCUGGGAACAAAAUAGUCAGGAGCUGGAGGUUUUAAUAAGUAUGGAGGAGUGCUUUAGGAACUACAAGAAUGAUUUGUUCAGUUUCCAGAGCAAGGAGCUGGACAGGGAGUUGGCUACACCAGUCAAAAAGAUCCAAACGUCACAGCAUGUCACUGGCUUUUGUACGGCAGUUAUUUUUGAGGUUUUAGGGCUUGUUACUGUUGAUAGUGAUAUUGUUAAGAGGAUUCUUCCAUAUGUGAGUUCUGGGUUGCAACAUGGUGCAAAGGGAUUGAAUCAGAAGGCUUCAGCUCUAAUGAUUGUGAGUUUACUACCCAAAAGGCAGCUUUGGCACCUAAUGUUGCUAAAAGCUUGUUGCAUUCAGUGGCAGACAUGGCUAGAACAGAUGCAAAGGAAGGACGUGACAUGCGAUGGCUGCGCAUGUCAGUUAUGACCAUAAUCUCAAUA
Messenger RNA from Salvia miltiorrhiza (redroot sage), 921 nucleotides. RefSeq lists its product as uncharacterized. Gene Ontology annotation, molecular function: snoRNA binding. Gene Ontology annotation, biological process: positive regulation of transcription by RNA polymerase I; maturation of SSU-rRNA from tricistronic rRNA transcript (SSU-rRNA, 5.8S rRNA, LSU-rRNA). The record is from RefSeq and is a predicted model, not a curated record. Gene Ontology annotation, cellular component: small-subunit processome; t-UTP complex; 90S preribosome. The transcript has 3 exons. The coding region runs from base 518 to 907 and encodes 129 amino acids. NCBI's taxonomy places the organism in Eukaryota, Viridiplantae, Streptophyta, Magnoliopsida, Lamiales, Lamiaceae.